UCGUCCAUAUAAGUGAAUGCAUCAAAAGCACUAAACAGACUCAUUUUGCCCAUGUCAUAGUGGCAUGUUUGGUAUACUUCAAAAAUUGGGACAAUGUCGAGAAAAUCUGAAAAUAGUGCAGCUGGCAGUGCUGGAGAUGUAGAGUUACUUUCUUCACUUGAAAGUAGCCCCAGGAAAUUAGCAGAUCUCGGGACCACAGGACCUUUCGGAGACUUUUCUACCGAUUAUUCAAGCUGCUUUAUUCUAAAGGUCAAUAAUGAAUGGUUGUCAACAGAAGAAGAACAUGAUGACGAAGAAAGUGGUGCACUUAGAAAGGAAUACCUGCUUAGACUGAAACUGAUCAGAGAGAAACUAGCGGGUAUUGAUAUAGCAAACAAGAAUUACUACAAUAACUGUUUCGGAUAUCCACCGCACGAUACAACCCAAUGUCGAAUAACUGAAAUAUUUGACAAUGACGAAAACACCAAGCCAAGCCCUAAUCGAUAUGGAAGCAGUGGAAAAUCUAAUGAAAAAUCUGUUUCUGUUGAAAACGUCACAUAUGAAAACGAAUCGUUAAAAAUUCCAAAAGAAAACUCCAUUUUGGCUGCUGAUGGCAACCAUUUAUUCCAAAAUGGCUUUCCAAAUUUUAAAUCUAAAACCAUGACAAACCUGGACCAGGAUUCAGAAAACAACUUUCAAAUAGAUAUUGGGGUCAGUAUGCCACCCCAUAUAACGGACACGCUCAAAGGAUCAGAAUUAGAUAUAAAAUCAAUAUUUAGCUAUGACUGUUUAAUGAAACAUGAUCAAUGUUCAGCGACUGAAUUAUUGGACUUAAACUAUAAUCCCCCGAAGAAAAGACCGUGCGUAAGGGAAAGCACUCCGAAAUUAGUGCUUUCCGAAGGAACCAUUCCAUUGCCAUAUCAUAUUAGAGUAAGUUUGCAUGAAGACAUAUCGAAGGCAGUUAAACAAGCAUCGAAUGAAUGUAACCUACAUAAAAGAAUACAAGGGAUGAUUGAUCACAGCGUUGAAAAAGUUAAAGAGGAGGAAGCAAUGAGAAACGAGGAAAAUUUAACUGAAAACUCGAAGAUAAACGUAAUACCCCCAAAGAGUACGAACGAGUCGACUGAAGAAUUCACUGAAAACUUGCCGCAAAACGGUGUACAAAAGAGAUCCAAGAAAUCGACUGGUAAUGACAAUACGUACGUUCUACUUCUGGAUACAUUGACCCAAUCCUCGUCAGCCAGCCCAAAAAGUAACGUAACUUUAAUGACUGGGACAACUGCUACAGUAGAAAGUCUCUCACGUCUGCGCAAAAAGAGAAGAAUAUUUUUGCGAACUGCUAGAAAUAAGGUGAAACCUAUUGACAGUCUCAGUCUUUGGGAAGAAAUUAGAACCAUGGAAGCUGUUAGUAAACGCAAGCCUUUGGAGAGUGCCAGUUCCAAAGAAACUUUGUUCGGGGCCAUUUUGCUUGAUAAAGUGGUUGAAGAUGAGGAAAUAAAUGCGAACUGUCUUGGCGGUUUAGAUGUUCCCCGUAAAUCCAGUUUAACAUUUAAAAGCCCUAUUAGAUUCCCAUCUAUUACAAAGAUUACCAAGUUUUGCUCUUCGGCUUUCGGGAGAAAAUCUGAAAAUGUAGUGGAAAAUAAUACGAAACGUGCUGAAGUACAAAAAGACGAUGUUAGGCAACUCAGUGCUCAAAAAGUAGCAAAUACGUUGCUUCAUCUGAAACAGGAACAAAAUAUGAAUUUAGAAAAUGAUGCCGGCACCCCGCCCCAUGAAAUCCACUUGGAAUUUGAUUACACUAACUCAGAGGAAGAUAUUGAUACGUAUUAUCAGCCAUUUUGCCUAUUUUGCUUCUGUUUCUAAGAUUGCGAUUUAUUUUCGUUGAGAAUAUAUUUUACCUAUUCUAUCAAGCAA
Messenger RNA from Dendroctonus ponderosae (mountain pine beetle), 1893 nucleotides. RefSeq lists its product as uncharacterized. NCBI's taxonomy places the organism in Eukaryota, Metazoa, Arthropoda, Insecta, Coleoptera, Curculionidae. The transcript has 5 exons. Bases 94 to 1842 code for a protein of 582 amino acids. The record is from RefSeq and is a predicted model, not a curated record.